This is a messenger RNA of Grammomys surdaster, 8761 nucleotides long. It is a transcript of the gene Ttc28, whose product is annotated as tetratricopeptide repeat domain 28. The transcript is spliced from 16 exons. The record is from RefSeq and is a predicted model, not a curated record. The coding region runs from base 2 to 5461 and encodes 1819 amino acids. Gene Ontology annotation, molecular function: protein binding. Lineage: Eukaryota; Metazoa; Chordata; Mammalia; Rodentia; Muridae.
CAUGGAAGGAGAAGGAAAGGUCUGCCACAACCUCGGCUAUGCUCACUACUGCCUCGGAAACUACCAGGAGGCCGUGAAGUACUAUGAGCAGGAUCUGGCUCUGGCCAAAGACCUUCAUGACAAACUGAGCCAAGCAAAAGCCUAUUGCAACUUGGGUCUGGCCUUCAAGGCUCUCCUGAACUUCGCCAAAGCCGAGGAGUGUCAGAAGUACCUUCUGUCCCUAGCCCAGUCCCUGGAUAAUUCCCAGGCAAAGUUCCGAGCCCUAGGGAACCUGGGUGAUAUAUUUAUCUGCAAGAAGGAUGUGAACGGUGCGAUCAAGUUCUAUGAGCAACAGCUGGGCCUAUCUCACCACGUGAAAGACCGAAGGCUGGAGGCCAGUGCCUACGCGGCCCUGGGCACCGCGUACCGCAUGGUCCAGAAGUACGACAAGGCCCUGGGUUAUCACACACAGGAGCUGGAGGUUUAUCAGGAACUGAGUGACCUGCCAGGGGAGUGCCGGGCUCACGGGCACCUGGCGGCUGUCUACAUGGCCCUCGGGAAAUACACAAUGGCGUUCAAGUGCUACCAGGAGCAGCUGGAGCUGGGGCGGAAGCUGAAGGAGCCGAGCCUGGAAGCCCAGGUGUACGGCAACAUGGGCAUCACGAAGAUGAACAUGACCGUGAUGGAGGACGCCAUUGGCUACUUCGAGCAGCAGCUGGCCAUGCUACAGCAGCUCAGCGGGAACGAGUCCGUGCUGGACAGGGGUCGGGCCUACGGCAACCUGGGGGACUGCUACGAGGCCCUGGGGGACUACGAGGAAGCCAUCAAGUACUACGAGCAGUACCUGUCUGUCGCCCAGAGUCUGAACCGCAUGCAAGACCAAGCCAAGGCCUACCGGGGUCUAGGAAACGGACACAGGGCAACGGGGAGCUUGCAGCAGGCCCUUGUGUGCUUCGAGAAGAGGCUCGUGGUGGCCCAUGAGCUUGGCGAGGCCUCCAAUAAAGCUCAGGCCUACGGAGAGCUGGGAAGCCUCCACAGCCAACUAGGGAAUUACGAACAGGCCAUCUCCUGCCUCGAACGGCAGCUGAACAUUGCCAGGGACAUGAAGGACCGAGCCUUGGAAAGUGACGCAGCCUGCGGCCUGGGGGGCGUCUACCAGCAGAUGGGAGAGUACGACACAGCCCUGCAGUACCACCAGCUCGAUCUGCAGAUUGCAGAGGAGACGGACAAUCCCACGUGCCAGGGCCGAGCCUACGGGAACCUGGGUCUCACCUACGAGUCCCUGGGCACUUUCGAGAGGGCUGUGGUCUAUCAGGAGCAGCACCUGAGCAUCGCGGCACAGAUGAACGACUUGGUGGCCAAGACCGUGUCCUACAGCAGCCUGGGAAGGACUCACCAUGCCCUGCAGAACUAUUCGCAGGCAGUCAUGUACUUACAGGAAGGUUUAAGGUUAGCUGAGCAACUGGGUCGAAGAGAAGAUGAAGCAAAAAUUCGCCAUGGUCUUGGUCUCUCCCUUUGGGCAAGCGGAAACCUUGAGGAGGCUCAGCACCAGCUUUACAGGGCUUCGGCCUUGUUUGAAACGAUCCGGCACGAGGCCCAGCUGAGCACCGACUACAAGCUCUCUCUGUUCGACCUGCAGACAUCAUCCUACCAGGCCUUGCAGCGGGUGCUCGUCAGCCUAGGCCACCAUGAUGAAGCCCUGGCAGUAGCAGAAAGAGGCCGGACGAGGGCAUUUGCUGACCUGCUGGUGGAAAGACAGACCGGACAACAGGACUCCGACCCCUACUCACCCAUCACCAUCGAUCAGAUCUUAGAGGUGGUUAAUGCCCAGCGGGGACUAGUGCUGUACUACUCCCUGGCCGCAGGCUACCUCUACAGCUGGCUGCUUGCUCCUGGAGCAGGAAUCCUGAAGUUUCACGAACAUUACUUGGGUGAUAAUUCGGUAGAAAGUUCCAGUGAUUUCCAAGCCGGCAGCAGUGCAACAUUGCCCGUAGCAACCAGCUCUACACUGGAGCAGCACAUCGCCAGUGUCCGGGAGGCCCUGGGGGUGGAGUCUUACUACUCCAGGGCCUGUGCCAGCAGUGAGACAGAAAGCGAAGCCGGAGACAUCAUGGAGCAGCAGCUGGAGGAGAUGAAUAAGCAGCUCAACUCUGUAACCGACCCCACAGGCUUCCUGAGGAUGGUACGCCACAACAACCUCCUGCACAGGAGCUGCCAAAGCAUGACAAGCUUGUUCAGUGGUACGGUGUCACCCAGCAAGGAUGGGACCUCCUCUCUGCCCAGGAGGCAGAACUCACUGGCCAAGCCCCCACUCCGCGCCCUGUACGAUCUGCUCAUCGCGCCCAUGGAAGGGGGCUUGAUGCACUCAAGCGGCCCUGUAGGCCGGCACCGGCAGCUGGUCCUGGUUCUGGAGGGAGAGCUCUACCUUGUCCCCUUUGCUCUGCUGAAGGGCAGCGCCUCCAAUGAGUACCUGUAUGAACGCUUUACCCUCAUCGCUGUGCCUGCCGUCCGCUCGCUUGGUCCGCACUCCAAGAGUCACCUGAGGAAGACCCCGCCCACGUAUUCCAGCUCCACCGCCAUGGCAGCUGUCAUAGGCAACCCUAAGCUCCCGUCAGCAGUGAUGGACAGGUGGCUGUGGGGCCCGAUGCCCUCAGCAGAAGAGGAGGCAUACAUGGUGUCAGAGCUUCUGGGCUGCCAGCCCCUUGUGGGUAGUAUGGCCACCAAGGAGAGGGUCACGAGUGCCCUGACCCAGGCUGAGUGUGUCCACUUUGCUACCCACAUCUCUUGGAAGCUAUCAGCCUUAGUCCUCACCCCCAACACGGAGGGCAACCCUGCUAGCAGCAAGAGUUCCUUCGGUCACCCCUACACGAUCCCUGAAUCGCUGCGGGUGCAGGAUGACGCAAGCGACGUAGAAAGCAUCUCAGACUGCCCGCCACUCCGGGAGCUGCUCCUCACCGCGGCCGACCUCCUGGACCUGCGGCUGUCUGUGAAGCUGGUGGUCCUCAGCUCCUCCCAGGAGGCCAACAGCCGAGUCACAGCAGACGGCUUGGUGGCACUGACACGGGCCUUCCUAGCUGCCGGCGUGCAGUGUGUACUUGUGGCUCUGUGGCCGGUGCCGGUCGCAGCUUCCAAGAUGUUCGUUCAUGCCUUCUACUCAUCCUUGCUGAAUGGCCUGAAGGCCAGUGCCUCCCUGGGGGAGGCCAUGAAGGCAGUGCAGAGCAGCAAGGCCUUCUCACAUCCCUCCAACUGGGCAGGUUUCACGCUUAUCGGGAGUGAUGUCAAGCUGAACAGCCCCUCGUCACUCAUCGGCCAGGCGCUCACGGAGAUCCUGCAGCACCCGGAGCGGGCACGGGACGCCCUGCGCGUGCUGCUGCACCUGGUGGAGAAGUCCCUGCAGCGGAUCCAGAAUGGACAGCGGAACGCCAUGUACACCUCUCAGCAGAGCGUCGAGAAUAAAGUGGGUGGCAUCCCUGGAUGGCAGGCUCUCCUCACCGCGGUGGGCUUCCGGCUGGACCCCGCUGCCAGCGGGCUGCCGGCAGCUGUCUUCUUUCCAACCUCAGACCCAGGCGACAGGUUGCAGCAAUGCAGCAGCACUCUCCAGGCCCUGCUGGGUUUGCCCAACCCGGCUCUCCAAGCACUGUGCAAGCUCAUCACAGCCUCGGAGACGGGAGAGCAGCUCAUCAGCCGGCUCCAUCAGGUGCUGGUUCAGCUGCAGGCCUGCGAGAAGGAACAGGACUUCGCCUCAGCUCCCAUUCCGGUCUCCCUCAGUGUCCAGCUGUGGCGGCUCCCAGGAUGUCAUGAGUUCCUGGCAGCUCUUGGGUUUGACCUAUGUGAAGUGGGCCAAGAGGAAGUGAUCCUGAAAACCGGCAAACAGGCUAGUCGACGCACCACCCACUUUGCUCUCCAGUCCCUGCUGUCACUCUUCGAUUCCACUGAGCUCCCCAAGCGCCUCAGCCUGGACAGUUCGUCCUCCCUGGAGUCCCUGGCGUCGGCACAAUCUGUGUCCAAUGCUAUGCCCUUGGGCUACCAGCACCCUCCUUUCUCGCCCACUGGGGCAGACAGCAUCGCCUCCGAUGCCAUCUCUGUGUACAGCCUCAGCUCGAUUGCCUCCUCCAUGAGUUUUGUCUCCAAGCCCGAGGGAGGUUUGGAAGGCGGGGGUCCCCGAGGACGACAGGACUAUGAUAGGUCCAAGAGCACCCACCCGCAACGAGCCACCCUGCCACGGCGCCAGAUGUCCCCCCAGGCCAGAUGCGGGGCCAGCAAGGAAGAAGAAGAAUACGAGGGGUUCUCCAUCAUCAGCAUGGAGCCUCUGGCAACCUACCAAGGAGAGGGGAAGGCACGCUUCUCCCCAGACCCUAAGCUGCCCUGCGUCAAGGCAGCAGGUGGAGUGAGGCUUUCGGUCAGCAACAAGGGAAGCAUCAGCACACCCAACUCCCCCGUAAAGAUGACCCUAAUCCCCAGCCCAAACUCACCCUUCCAAAAAGUGGGAAAACUGGCAAGCUCAGACACAGGGGAGUCGGACCAGUCCAGCACAGAGACCGACAGCACUGUGAAGUCCCAGGAGGAGAGCACCCCAAAGCUGGACCCCCAGGAGCUGGCCCAGAGGAUCCUAGAGGAGACCAAAAGCCACCUCCUGGCAGUAGAGCGCCUUCAGAGGAGUGGUGGCCCAGCUGGCCCUGACCGAGAAGAUGGCGUGGUAGCACCCAGCAGCACCACGGUCUUCAGGGCCUCAGAGACCAGCGCCUUCAGCAAGCCUAUCCUGUCUCAUCAGAGGAGCCAGCUGUCACCACUCACUAUCAAACCACAGCCCCCAGCCAGGAGCUCAUCCCUCCCCAAGGUGAGCAGCCCUGCCACAUCAGAAGUGUCAGGCAAGGAUGGCCUGAGCCCUCCUGGCAGCAGCCGCCCAUCACCUGGCCGAGACACGCCAGUCUCCUCAGCAGACCCGCCGCUCUUCAGACUCAAGUACCCCAGCUCUCCUUACAGCGCCCACAUUUCCAAGUCCCCCCGGAACACGUCCCCCGCGUGCAGUGCGCCAUCUCCUGCACUCUCCUACUCUUCAGCUGGCUCUGCUCGCUCCAGUCCGGCCGAUGCCCCCGAUGAGAAGGUGCAGGCUGUGCACAGCCUCAAGAUGCUCUGGCAAAGCACACCCCAGCCCCCCAGGGGCCCCCGGAAAAUAUGUCGAGGUGCACCGGGAACCUUGACAUCAAAAAGAGAUGUCCUCAGCCUGCUGAACUUGUCCCCUCGGCAUGGCAAGGAGGAGGGUGGGGCAGACAGGCUGGAACUGAAGGAGCUGUCUGUGCAGCAACGUGACGAGGUGCCACCCAAAGUUCCCACCAAUGGCCACUGGUGCACGGAUACAGCAACACUGACAACACCCGGCGGCCGCAGCAUGACGGCUGCCACGCGCCCUCUGAGACUUCCCUUGGCCAACGGUUACAAGUUCCUAUCCCCAGGAAGGCUCUUCCCUUCCUCCAAAUGUUAAAGCAGCUUCUUGCCCCCAACUCAGUGCACACUGCAGCCAGAGUCCCGGGGUCCCUCAUCCAGUGUGGUCACCCACCCACAUAGCCACUGAUACCAUCUCUUCCCCGGAUAGGUGGGCUCCCUGGGCAAGGUCACUGCCACACCACAUACCACAGUACUCACAGGUAGCCCCUGGGCCGGAUUCGCCAAAAGCAGUUCUUGCAUGGGAACACGGCAGUGCCUUCUCUGCCUCUCUGCCCUGCUCGAGUCCUGGUUACGCUCCUGCCCCUGGACCUGUGGGAGGAGAGAGCACAGGGUUUGCUACCAAGUCUCUAUGCAUUCCUUUCCUAUAGGAGCACAGACAGCUCUUGCUGGGCUUCCAGGUGCUGGUGGGAUAUGUAAUGUUCUAAGUUAAGUUCUGCACUGACGCAUUACAUUAGCCAAAAGGAGAACUACGGUUUUUAAAAUGCCAAUUCUUUGUGAUUAAACUGUAGCCAUUUUGGUGGAGACCGAAGUCACAGCCACAAUGCAAUAACUCAUAUUGAAAGCUUGCAUCCCCAGCUGCUCCCCAUGAGCAAGGCCAGGGGCCUUUUGACCCCACAUUGGCCAAACUUGAAUUUUCUUAAAAAAUAAAUAAAUAAAAAUAAAAAUUCUGUACUUUUGUCCAGGCAUUUUAGAACUAUGCAAUUGUGGUUUAAAACACAAUCAUUGUGCUUUUAAAACAUAACUGACCUUUUUUGUACAUGGAUAAACACCUGGUUUUAUUAUCAACAGUACUUUGCAUUUAUAGCUAUUAUUUUUAAAAGCUUGAGAAAUUUUAAAUGUCAAAUUUUGAAUAUUCAUCCAUAAACAGUAAUCAAGUUUUCCCAGGGUGGGGUAUGGUUGAAAGUAUUCAAUUUCCUUAUUUAAAAAAAUAAAAAAUGAGAAAGAGGAAAAAGAAAAAAAGAAAAAAAAAACGGAAAACAAAAAAACAAAAAUCCAGUCCAGUCCCCUGGCUAGCUAGACCAGACCCCUGCCAUGUCAUCAGCUGCCUUGCUGAGUCGCUCUUCUCCCUGCAGACCUCUCCUCUCUUGGGUCACGAGGCCCCACAGCCUGGCUGGUCUCCUGUGACUGCUGGCUGCCACUCACAGGUCAGUCCCUUACAGACGCUGCAACAGCUUGAGCUGCACCCCCACCAGGUCGGGAAUACUCUUCUGAGCACUGAGAUUAAGGCCCCCCUCCCUCUUAACUGUGAGAGCAGUCAUCUGAAGAGGCCCAUCACCACAGGGCUCUAGGGGCCAGGCUGGCAUCAUGACCCCCAGGGCACUUCUGACCUCGAGUAGGCUCCGACUUGGAUUUGUUUCUGGUUGUAGAGUCUCUAGCCCAAGCUAGUCUUUCAAAUUUGCAGGAAUCUUCCUGCCUCAGCCUGCACCAACACACCACGCUAGGACCUCACUCUGUAGCCACUCCUUCGCCUCUGUGUGCUGUUUUGCAAACUGACUCCAUGUUGCUCCAGUGAGUUUUGUCGUAGAGGAUUCUGCAUUUGACCCAGCCACCUCGGUGACAACCAGAAUAAGGCGGCCCGUCACAUUCUAAGCUGGCCCCGGCCCUAGGAGAGGAAUACUUCACGAAGCAGCAGGGAGCUAACUCACCAUGUAGCAGACAAAACCAAACCCAGCACUGUGCAUACCAUUUGCAAAGAAGUCAGGUCCUCGGCAACCGAGAAUCAACCUCAGCACAAACUCGGGUGGCUGGGCUCUGCCCUCCUCAGCCACCACCUCAGCCCCUCCCUCCCCCAAGUGCCCAGGAGCCUGAUUCUCUGGGCUUUGUCCAGGGUGCAGCCCGCCAUCAGCAAAUACAUACCUCCAGCCCUCAGACCAUGUGUGGUUGUCAAGCCAUGGAGGAGGACUCCCAGGCUGCCCUGGUGUAUGCCCAGGUACGCUGCCAUUUUGUUCUGAUUGACACUGAAGAGCUAAUAAGUACCUGAGGUGCUUUUUAUUUGUCUUAGAUGCUAAGUUUCAAUGAAGGAAAACAGAAUUGGCAAAAUAACGGGAUAGGUAUGCAGACCCAAGUUGCCGUUUAUGCCAGUCUUGGCAACUCCAUGCAUGUGAAGUAAAGUCAAUCGAAGUCCUCAGCUAGGUCACAAAGAGGACACUUCCAAUCAUGAGACUGUAUGAUCCGAGUUCUGUACGGGUCAGGGUUGGCGACCGUGACCCACAAGCUAAGGCUGGUGAAUGAGUUUGAAGUUCUGUUUGUUUGUUUUGGCCGUUAAGCCGGUGAUGGAUUUUACCUUUUAAAAUGGUUAAUGAGUACAGCAGAAGUCCUGAUUUUUGCCUCUUGGUUCACAAAGCCUGAAGUCACCUGCUACCCGGCCUUUUAAAUAAAGGUUGGCAACUCCUGGUACACACAACAGAAAAAUGCCAGGAAGAAUUCAAGGAAGCAGGGGAGACUGACUGGCCCACUGGGCCAAAGCCCCGAGGGCUCACACUUGGUGCAGACGGCUUCUACCUAGCUCCUGGCUCUUCAUCCCGGGUGGGAGAAGCCAACAGAUAUGAGUCAAAGUUACGAGAAUGGUCUCUGCUUCCCCUUUGCUGGUAGUAUUGAGACAUCCCCUUGAACUCAGGAAAUAAAAAUUUUUAAUAAAUUUUUUCUUUAAUGUUCUACCCCGCUCUACCAGACAAAGACAUGCUCCAGGCAAGCAGCAGCUUCCUCUGGGAGCUUAGUAGGACCCGAAAGCAAGGCUGUAGGCUGCCCCCCAGUUUUCACCAGCAAUGACUCCUAACACACCCAAGAAAAUCAUCUACCAAAACGUACACAUUGUUUCUGCACCAGUGUGCAGGGCUCACCUUCCUCCCUUUAAAAAAAAAAAAUCAGUCCACACUGAUCAGUGGUGAGGUGCUGCCCACAGAGUCCAGCCGCCCCGGCACGCGGGCAUGGCACUCAUGCACACAGCGGCUUCAGUGAUCCUUAGCACCUUGUAGUCGGGCUAAUGGCGACAGUGCGGUUCCCCUCACACGCUGUUACCGGAAUUGACUGUACUCGUGGCUUGUGAACCGGGCCUGUUUGUAGAGGAUCCUUCAGAGACAUCCACGCCAGCACUCACCCACCCCCGUCCUGGGCACCUCCCUACUUGGCAUUCACUCUCCUUAUACGCAUUGUUAGCCACCUUUGGCCUACAUGGACUCUUUUUUUGUAAAUUACACAAUUUCCAGACAGCAUUAAACUUUUUAUAUUAUGAAAUUUGCCAUGUAAAAAGAACUUCAUAUUUUUAUUGAGGCUGCGGGCGCUUGGCCCUUCCUUUGUGAUUCAGUGUCUAUUAAAGCAUGAGCCUGUCGGUUUUAAA